AUGGUAUCAUAUUCAACUAAUACUAACCCGGGCUCGAUCACCGUUGCUGAUUUCAAUAACGAUGGUCACCUUGACAUUGUCGUUUCUAAUAAUGGGGCUAACAGUGUAGGUGUAUUUCUUGGAUAUAGUAAUGGAACUUUUGAGGCACAAAGAACGUUUUCAACUAGCUCGGGACCAUUUGCAGUGGUCACCGGUGAUUUCGAUAAUGAUACUAAAAUAGAUAUCGCCGUUGCCAAUCGUGAUGCUGACAGUGUGGGUUUACUUCUUGGGUAUGGCAAUGGUACCUUUUCGACGGAAAAGACGUUUUCAACUGGAAUUCAUCCGUCAUCUAUUGCCGUAGGCGAUUUCAACAAUGACAAUCAUCCGGAUAUCACCGUUGCCAAUAAUGGUGAUAAUAAUAUAGGUAUACUUAUUGGAUAUGGUAAUGGAAGCUUUGCCAGCCAAAUUACUUACCCAGCUGGUAGUGCCCCAAAUCCAGUUGCCAUUGGUGAUUUCAAUAUUGAUCAAAACCAGGAUAUUAUUACUGCUAAUUGGUAUACGAACGAUGCGAGUUUAUUCUUCGGAUAUGGUAACGGAACGUUUGCUUCACAAACAAUGUUAUCAGUUGGUACUAAUGGUUAUUCGAUUGCUAUUGGUGAUUUGAAUAGGGACAACAAACCUGAUUUUGUUGUUAGCAACAUAGGUGAUAGCACUGUCAGUGUAUUUCUUGGACACGGUGAAACUACAGUAGCAUCAAAUAACUUAUGCAGAAUGGAUAAUGAUAGUAUCGAAUUCGAAGCAUCGUUAUCAUCUCAUUCAGCAUGGAAACCAGCAUUAAACUGUUCUUUACAACAAUGUAUUGUAAGAUGGCAUAUUACUGGCAAUAUGAAUGAUGUGCGAUCACAACACACAGCAUCUGUAUUAAGAAAUGGACAAGUAUUAGUUACUGGUGGUAGAGGUAAUUCCACUGUUCUAAAUAGUACGGAUAUAUAUGACCCAUCAACGGGAAUCUGGACAAAAACUAGCAGCAUGAGUAAUGCACGAUCUGGACACACAGCAUCUGUAUUAACAAAUGGAAAAGUGUUAGUUACUGGUGGAUACGGUGCUAAUGGUUUGCAAAAUAGUACUGAGAUAUAUGAUCCAUCAACAGGAACUUGGACAAUGACUGGUAGCAUGAGUAAUGCACGAGAUUAUCACACAGCGUCCGUUUUAAUAAAUGGAAAAGUGUUAGUUACUGGUGGAUACGGUGCUAAUGGUUUGCAAAAUAGUACUGAGAUAUAUGAUCCGUCAACAGGAACUUGGAUAACGACUGGUAGCAUGAGUAAUGCACGAGUUUAUCACGCAGCAUCCGUAUUAACAAAUGGAAAAGUGUUAGUUACUGGUGGAGGUAGUUCUGGUGCUCUCACUAGUGUUGAGUUAUAUGAUCCAUCAACAGGAACUUGGACAUCAUCUGGGCACAUGAAUGAUGGACGAUAUGCGCACACAGCAUCUGUAUUAACAAAUGGAAAGGUAUUAGUAACUGGCGGAUUUUCUGGUGAUUUUCUAAAUAGUACUGAGAUAUAUGAUCCAUUCACAGGAAAUUGGGUAAGAAGUGGUAGUAUGAAUGGUGCACGAUGUUAUCAUAGAGCAUCCAUCCUAACCAACGGACAAGUGUUGGUUACUGGUGGAAACGGUGGUGGUAUCCAAAUUAGUGUUGAGUUAUAUGAUCCAUCCAGAGAAACUUGGUCAACAACCGGCAGUAUGUAUAGUGCACGAUCUGAACAUACAGCAUCUGUAUUAACAAGUGGAAAAGUAUUAGUUGCUGGCGGACAUAGUGGCACUAGUGAUGUAAAUAGUUCAGAAUUAUAUUAA
Molecule: messenger RNA, 1830 nt
Organism: Rotaria sp. Silwood1
Lineage: Eukaryota; Metazoa; Rotifera; Eurotatoria; Philodinida; Philodinidae
Source: the annotation of a GenBank genome assembly